This is a messenger RNA of Trypanosoma grayi, 1389 nucleotides long. RefSeq lists its product as hypothetical. NCBI's taxonomy places the organism in Eukaryota, Euglenozoa, Kinetoplastea, Trypanosomatida, Trypanosomatidae. Gene Ontology annotation, molecular function: RNA binding. Bases 1 to 1389 code for a protein of 462 amino acids. The record is from RefSeq and is a predicted model, not a curated record. The transcript has a single exon.
AUGACACAAGAGAACAACAGUUCUGCGUAUGUCUAUGUAAACGGGGAGAAGAUGAAUCUUCUUGAAGACGGACGACUAUUUUUGUACCACCGAUUUCCUAAGGGCACUCUGCUGUAUGACCCUAGCGAUCUCCCACCACGCGAGGUGCCACUCUCAACCGACGCUGCUGAACACGGUAUCACAGUUCGUAGACUAAUUCCAUACGGCCACUAUCAUGCCUUUCUCCCAGACCCAGCAACAGGCGAUUUGCACCCGCUCACCGGCGAAAGUAUAUGUGCGUAUGUGACAAACCUUCCACCUAACACAACAGCAGAGAUGUUUGGGCGCUACUUCGAGGCAUUUGACAUGGUGGCGGAGGCUGACAUCUUUACAAACCCGGAAGGUUUGUGUAAUGGAAGGGGAUGGGUGGUGUUACAGGACCCCAUGAAGCUACUGAUGAUACCUCCUCUCCUUGAGUUCUUCCCGCGGAACUUCAUUCGCAUUGCUCUCAGCGACAGAAUCCCCUCACGUGCGGUGUUCCCACCACCACAAGCGGCAGCAUCCAGCAUUCACGCGCUUGGUAGCGUCACCCCAUCUUACGUUGACCCUGUUGUUGGCCACGGCCGAAGUACCAAUUCAAAGCGUUCCGGUGGCAUGUCUGGGCAUGGCGUUGGACCCAAUGGGGCUCCUAAACCGCCAGCGGCGUUGGCUGGGGGCGUGGUUAAUGCGAGUUCCUACUACUUUGCGGCAUCGAUACAAAAGGGCGAAGUGGACAAAUCUAUAGAGGAAGGUGUUUUUUGGCCAAGCCCAGCGAACCGACGCGCCUUUUAUUCAACGCUGGAAAGGGGACCAGUUAUCAUCAUAUUCGUGCUACAAGAGUGUCCCGCCGUUUUUGGUUACGCACGGUUGCUUUCACAACGCGACUCAGACACCAAUGUGUCAUUUGGAUGCCCUAUCGAGUGGAUGAAGCAUCAUGUAUUUUUACAAGAAACCGAAAUGAGACUAAUCCAAAGCGUUCCUAUAGCCAAGAUGGGUGACGGAAUUCCACUGAAACCUGAAAUUGGUGAGAGCAUAUGCCAUUUAGCUGACCGGUAUCCUUCGAUUCCAACCAUGUCUGAGGGUUUAGGCCUCCAGGCAGCGAACGGCAGGCAUGCCGGGCGUGGCGGUGGUUUCAAUAGCAUAGGUGGCGGUGGCAGCGGUGGUGGUGUUCAGCCCAUUGGCGACAGGAGGGCAUUGAGACCUGGCACUGCGACGGCAGCGCCUCAACCCCUAGGCGCGCGCCAAUCCACAAGAGGGGGGCACUAUGUGAAUGGCGCCAACAGGGUCCUUCCUCGUCGACGUGUAUAUCAUGAUUCCACGAGCAGCUACCCAUCCUUUGGCGGUAAUGUUGUGCCACCUCGAAAGCUGUAG